AUGCCUUCAUCUUCCACAACCACAGUUUCAAAAUGCAUUAUCUACCCAAACCAAAAAUCAUCCAUAAAACCCUUAAAACUUUCCGUUUCCGAUCUUCCCAUGCUUUCAUGCCACUACAUCCAAAAGGGUAUUUUACUUUCCGCACCUCCUUAUUCCUCUGAAAACCUAAUCCACUCCCUCAAAAACUCUCUCUCAAUUGCUCUCUCUCACUUCCCUCCCCUGGCCGGUCGACUCACCACCGACUCAGACGGUUACAUUUACAUAACCUGCAACGACGCCGGCGUCGAUUUCGUUCACUCAAAAGCUAAACACCUUACACUAAACACCGUCCUUUCACCUUCCCUCAUAGACGUUCACCCAUGUUUCAAGGAAUUCUUCGCUUACGACUUGCCGGUUUCUUACUCCGGCCAUAAAACCCCCCUCGCCGCCGUCCAAGUCACCGAACUCGCCGACGGUGUUUUCAUCGGUUGCACUGUUAACCAUUGCGUAACCGACGGAACUUCUUUCUGGCACUUCUUCAACACGUUCGCCGCCGUCACUAAAAACACCACCGCCGCCGUCAAGAUCUCGAAAUCUCCAGAUUUCACUCGCGACACAGUCUUCAACUCCACCGCCGUCCUCCCAAUUCCCGCCGGUGGUCCCGCCGUCACCUUCGACGUUGACGAGCCCAUCCGUGAACGCGUCUUCCAUUUCUCUCGUGAAUCCAUUCUCAAACUCAAACACAGAGCAAACAGUAACUGUAACAGUAACAGUAACGGUUUCACAGAUCCAACGGAAUUGAUAGGAAAACAAGCGAACGACGGAUGGAAAAACGGUAACUCUAACGGUCACGUUAACGGAAACGCAACUGUUAACGGAAACGCAACUGCUAACGGAAACGGAAAAACUAACUACAGAAACGAGAUAUCGUCGUUUCAGUCGUUAAGUGCUCAACUAUGGCGUUCAGUGACACGUGCACGAAAAUUAGAUUUAUCCAAAACGUCGACGUUUCGUAUGGCUGUGAAUUGUCGUCACAGACUAAACCCAAAAAUGGACGCGUUUUAUUUCGGUAACGCGAUUCAGAGCAUCCCGACCGUUGCUUCGGUGAAAGAUAUAAUAUCCAACGAUCUAAAAUUCUGCGCGGAGCUUCUUCAUAAAAACGUCGUCGUAUACGAUGACGCUACGGUGCGCCGCGGGAUAGAGGAUUGGGAGAAUAAUCCUAGGUUGUUUCCACUUGGGAAUUUCGAUGGGGCUAUGAUAACUAUGGGAAGUUCACCUCGUUUUCCUAUGUACGAUAAUGAUUUUGGUUGGGGGAAACCUUUGGCGAUUCGAAGUGGAAGAACAAAUAAAUUUGAUGGGAAAGUUUCAGCUUUUCCUGGUAGAGAAGAAAAUGGAAGUGUUGAUCUUGAAAUCGUUUUGGCUCCUAAAACUAUGGCAGGACUUGAAAACGACAUGGAGUUUAUGCAGUAUGUUACAGAGGUUGUAGUGUGA
Messenger RNA from Lathyrus sativus (Indian pea), 1470 nucleotides. Lineage: Eukaryota; Viridiplantae; Streptophyta; Magnoliopsida; Fabales; Fabaceae. The record is from the annotation of a GenBank genome assembly.